AUGGCGGCGGCGGCGGCGGCGCCUGAUGCUGUGGCGGCUUCCGAGGCGCCGGCGGCGACUGCGACGGCCGAGCCCGAGGCCGGGGACGAGGACAAUCGCGAGGUCCGAGUGCUGCAGAGUCUGCGGGGCAAGAUCUGUGAAGCAAAAAAUUUAUUGCCUUAUCUUGGACCCAACAAAAUGAGAGAUUGUUUCUGCACCAUAAAUUUGGAUCAGGAAGAAGUUUAUCGUACUCAAGUUGUUGAAAAAUCUUUAAGCCCAUUUUUCAGUGAAGAAUUUUACUUUGAUAUUCCAAGAACUUUUCAGUAUUUGUCUUUCUAUGUUUAUGAUAAGAAUGUUUUACAAAGAGACCUUCGUAUAGGGAAAGUAGCCAUCAAAAAAGAAGACUUGUGUAGCCACAGUGGUAAAGAGACUUGGUUUUCACUGCAGCCUAUUGACUCCAAUUCAGAGGUUCAGGGUAAAGUUCACCUUGAAUUAAAGCUGAAUGAGCUGAUAACAGAGAAUGGAACUGUGUGCCAGCAGCUUGUUGUACACAUCAAGGCAUGCCAUGGGUUGCCUCUCAUAAAUGGACAAAGCUGUGACCCUUAUGCAACAGUUUCUCUAGUGGGCCCUUCUAGGAAUGACCAAAAGAAGACUAAAGUAAAGAAGAAAACAAGCAAUCCACAGUUUAAUGAAAUCUUUUAUUUUGAGGUAACCAGAUCCAGUAGUUACACCAGAAAAUCCCAGUUCCAGGUAGAAGAGGAGGACAUUGAAAAGCUAGAAAUUAGGAUUGACCUGUGGAACAAUGGAAACCUGGUCCAAGAUAUCUUCCUAGGGGAGAUUAAGGUUCCUGUGAACGUGUUAAGAAAUGAUACCUCCCAUCAAGCCUGGUACUUGCUACAGCCAAGAGACAAUGGAAACAAGUCAUCUAAAACUGAUGACCUGGGGUCUCUUCGAUUGAAUAUCUGUUACACAGAAGAUUAUGUGCUUCCUUCAGAGUACUAUGGUCCUUUGAAAACUUUGCUGCUAAAAUCACCAGAUGUUCAGCCAAUAUCUGCCUCAGCUGCUUACAUUUUGGGUGAAAUAUGUCGAGAUAAAAAUGAUGCUGUUUUGCCCCUUGUACGACUGUUGCUGCACCAUGAUAAACUUGUUCCUUUUGCCACUGCAGUGGCUGAAUUAGACUUGAAGGAUACACAAGAUGCAAACACAAUUUUCAGAGGAAAUUCCUUGGCUACCCGAUGUCUAGAUGAGAUGAUGAAAAUAGUGGGAGGGCACUACCUGAAAGUAACAUUAAAACCUAUUCUGGAUGAGAUAUGUGAAUCCUCAAAAUCUUGUGAAAUUGACCCUAUUAGAUUGAAAGAGGGAGAUAAUGUAGAAAAUAAUAAGGAAAAUCUGCGCUACUAUGUAGACAAGUUAUUCAGUACAAUUAUACAAUCAAGUAUGAGCUGCCCCACUGUAAUGUGUGAUAUCUUUUACUCUCUACGGCAAAUGGCUGCUCAAAGAUUUCCUAAUGACCCUCAUGUUCAGUAUUCUGCAGUGAGCAGCUUUGUAUUUCUUCGUUUCUUUGCUGUAGCCGUAGUAUCACCUCAUACUUUUCAUUUGCGACCUCACCAUCCAGAUGCACCAACAAUUAGAACAUUAACUCUCAUCUCAAAAACCAUUCAGACUUUGGGAAGCUGGGGGAGUUUGUCCAAAAGCAAGUCAAGUUUCAAGGAGACAUUCAUGUGUGAAUUUUUCAAAAUGUUUCAAGAGGAAGGAUACAUUCUAGCAGUUAAAAAGUUCUUGGAUGAAAUUUCAUCUACUGAAACUAAAGAAUCCAGUGGUACGAGUGAGCCUGUGCACCUGAAAGAAGGUGAGAUGUAUAAAAGAGCUCAGGGAAGAACUCGAAUUGGAAAAAAGAAUUUCAAGAAACGGUGGUUCUGCUUAACAAGCAGAGAACUCACCUACCACAAACAGCCAGGUAAAGAUGCACUUUACACAAUUCCAGUGAAAAACAUUCUUGCUGUGGAAAAACUGGAAGAUAGCUCUUUCAACAAAAAAAAUAUGUUCCAAGUAAUUCAUACGGAGAAACCACUCUAUGUCCAGGCAAAUAAUUGUGUAGAAGCUAAUGAAUGGAUAGACGUACUCUGCAGGGUGAGCCGGUGCAAUCAGAACAGGCUCAGCUCUUAUCAUCCCUCUGCAUAUCUGAAUGGCAGCUGGCUCUGCUGUCAGGAGACCAGUGAACAUGCUCUAGGCUGCAAGCCAUGUACUGCAGGUGUUCCUGCAGACAUCCAGAUAGAUAUUGAUGAAGACAGAGAAACAGAAAGAAUUUAUUCCCUUUUUACCCUCAGUUUACUUAAGCUACAGAAAAUGGAAGAGGCUUGUGGAACUAUAGCAGUGUAUCAAGGACCACAGAAAGAACCUGAUGAUUAUUCAAACUUUGUUAUCGAGGAUUCUGUAACAACCUUUAAGACAAUUCAGCAAAUAAAAAGCAUCAUAGAGAAGCUAGAUGAACCUCAUGAAAAGUAUAGGAAGAAAAGAUCAAGUAGUGCAAAAUAUGGGAGCAAGGACAAUCCAAUUGGUGGGAAAGCAUCUUAG
Pipistrellus nathusii (Nathusius's pipistrelle) is the source of this 2553-nucleotide messenger RNA. The record is from the annotation of a GenBank genome assembly. NCBI's taxonomy places the organism in Eukaryota, Metazoa, Chordata, Mammalia, Chiroptera, Vespertilionidae.